Molecule: messenger RNA, 5653 nt
Organism: Bolinopsis microptera
Lineage: Eukaryota; Metazoa; Ctenophora; Tentaculata; Lobata; Bolinopsidae
Product: putative mediator of RNA polymerase II transcription subunit 26
Exons: 26
Coding region: 10-5400 (1796 amino acids)
Molecular function (GO): protein binding
Source: RefSeq, a predicted model, not a curated record
GUAUGCUCAAUGAAUCAGACCAGCGGUUCCACUCAUCAGCUGGGCUCUCAGCCUCAGCUCUACACUAACUCUGGUCUCCUGAUGACAACCAGUCAGCCGGGGUUCUUCCCUCCCCAACAACCUGGCUUCCCAGCGGUUAAUCCUUACCAGGGAGGCAUGGGCAGUCAGCAGUUCCAGUUUCCACAGAAUCCACAGCAGGUCGGCGCGUUUCAACAGCCUGGAUUUGGAAUGUUAGGAGGCCAGCCGUUGGCCGGCAGUCAACAGAAUUUGGGCAGCCAGCAGUUUCAGAACUUUCCGAUGUUUCCUCAGCAAAUGAUGCAGCAGAUGACAGUACAGCAGCAACAGCAGCAACUCCAACAGCUCCAGCAGCAAAUGCAGCAGAGUCAGCAGCCACAACAGCAGCCACAACAGCCACAGCAGUCGCAGGCAACGAAUCAACAGCAGAUGCCUCCGCAACAGCAACCACAGCAGCCACAACAGCCUCAGAAUCAUCUGCCACAACAGCCACAGAUGCCUCCGCAACAACAGCCGCCGAUGCCUUCACAACAGCAUCAACAGCCAUCUAAUCAGCAGCUGCAACAUCCGCCCACGCAACAUCCGCCCACGCAACAGCCGCCUCCACAACUGCCACCUCCACAACAGCCGCCUCCACAACUGCCGCCUCCACAACAGCAACCGCAGAAUCCGCAGCAGCAGCAACAAAUAUCUCAACAUCAACAUCAACAGAAUCAGCUCUCAAGUCAACAUCUGCAGAAUCAACAGAAUCAGCUGCUUCAUCAAAAUCAACCUACUGAACAGCCUCAAUACCCAAAUCAGCAACAACUUCAUCAACUUCAACAUGGAGUCGGGCCGAACAAAAUGAACACUCUUCCAUCCAAAUCCCCUUUCUCCGAAAUCGAAAUGAACCCUAGAUUAUCCUCAACCCUCCCCUCGAGCUUCAACUCCCUGAACAACCUUCCACCGUCUCUCCAACAUAAAGAUCUCCUGGAAGGGGCACACUCCAGGGCCCUGGAGAGAUCUCCCUCGGUUACCUCCGGAGCUUCACACUCUCGUCCUCUGAUGAAGAGCAUGUCCAUUGAUAGGGGAGGUCGAGGAACUGAUGUCUAUGUGCCUAACAGUCUCACCUACCAGGAUGACCCCCACAUACAGGCUUCCGUGUUACCUCACAGUGAGGUGGGGACAGUGGGUGAGCAACCGCCGCCCCACAACCAGCAGCACCCGGCAACUCCACCUGAUCAGCACAUCAAGCAGCACGCGCUCAACACUGAAUAUCACCAUGACAACAGUUUCCCUGACAACUCAAUACUGAGUCAGUCUGGCAAUCAGAUGGCUGACUACCCUGACAGCUACUCCUUUGUUAACUACGACAAUACAGAUAACAUGAGUGCACAAGACAAGCUGAAAAAGGAGAUGAUUGAGGAGAUGUACCGACAACAGAUGGAGGCCCUGCAAAGGGAGCGGGGUGUUCAGUACGACCCCAAGAAGAUAGACCCUAGUGAGAUCAGGAAGUCGAAGAAGAGAGGAGAUGACCUGUCGAGUCCCGCCUCCUCCCAGGGAAGCGGUCAAGACAUCGGUCAGCCAAGACCUGGCAGACAACCCAGCGGAAAUGCCGGAAAUAGCGGAACAAGCGAAGUAGUACAGAAAUCUGGGGGUGGUCAGCCAUCGGAUCAGAGAAGAGGGGAGACGCUGCAACAGCAGGCUAAUGCCGGGGAGACGCUGCAACAGCAUGCCGGUCCACUGGCUCAGUCACUCGAGAAUCAGCUGCCUCCUGUUCCGAACCCUCGCACUCUACUGGAAUCCACGCAAGACCCUCUACAAACACCUGCUACAGUAACCCAGCAGAAACCACUACCACAACAACAACAGCAACUUCCAGUAACUUUCCCCAGUCCAGCUAAUCCGCAGAAGAAUCUCGUUUCAAAUCCAGCUGCGAACAAUUUGCCUACGGGCCAAUCUCAGGGAAAAAUCAGCAAUCAGAUGAGUCAACCGUCAGUUCAUCAGUCAGUUCCACAUUCUCAUCAAGAGAUGAUAAAUCAGUUGCAGGCCCAAUUAGGGCAAAACAAACCUGGUCCGAUAAAUCACGGUCAAAAUCAGCCUGGUCAGAUGAAUCAGGGUUUCCAAAACCAGCCGGAUCAGCUCAACCGCGCUCCCGCGGUCCCAAACCAAAACGUCAGUCCCCAACAAUCUCAAACCAUUAUGGGACAGAAUCCUGGGCAAUUGCAGGCACAACUCAAUCAAAAUAUGCAGCACUCGAACCAUCAGAUUCCAAAUCAGCCAGUACCGAACCAGCUGAUUCCGAAUCAGCCGGUACCAAACCAGCAGUUGCAAAAUCACCAGGUCCCAAAUCCUGGAGCUAUAAAUCAGGGUCAAAAUCCAGCGGCUCUGAAUCAUGGACAAAGCAAUUUGAAUCCUAAUGCGCCGCAGAUGGGCAUGGGUUUUCAGUUUAAUCCUUACCAGCAACUUGGGAUGGGGAACGCUUUUCCGGGGCCAUAUGGUAAUCCUAUUAUGGGUGGUGGAAUGUCACAGUCUUUUUCAAACCUAAACCUAGGAUCGGGUGGAACCGGGGACAGCGCGUCAAACCUCUCUCAAUCCGCUAACGCUAUCAACUUCCCACCUGCCUUCACCCAACCUAAUAUUCUGGCGAAUCUGUCUCCCCAGCAACAACUGCUUCUGAUCCAGAACCCUCAAUUACUCUACAACUACCAGCAGCUCCUUGCAAUGCAGUCCAUACAACCAGGACCACCAACACAACCAACUGAAGCUGCCCUGCCACCGCCAAACAUCUUGCCCCCAGUUACCUCUAGCAACAAUGUACAUACCACAAAUACCAACAAUGCGCAUACCACUAGCAACAGUGUGCAUAUCAACACUUCUUACCACGACAACCCUCCCCCCGCCCAUAACAACAACAAAAACAACAACAACAGUCUUGGUAACCAUAGCAACCAACAGCAGCCUGAAGCUAAACUGGAGGUUCCUGAUGUUCAUAAGAUAAGACGUGGUAACUUUAUCAAGAGUGAGAGUCUGGGUUCUAAAAAUUACAGGUCGCCACGUCUGGAAUCGUCCAGCUCAUCUAUUUCAAUCGGUGUAGGGAAAAACUCGGAAUGCGACGAGAGCAAGUCGGUGGACAGUUUGUCGUUAGCGUCUCGUGACAGGGGGCUAUCACUUGACGAUAUGGCUGCCCAUGAAGAUGGGUACAUGACUGAUAGUACCAUGUUCACCAUACACGAUGAUGACGAGAACAUCGAGUUACUGGUUACUGACGUCAUCAACUCUCUAGCUCAGGAGCACAACUCUAGGACUGUUCUGGACGCUCUCCAGAGUGUUGUUAGACUUGCACUAAAAGGUGAGGAGGCACAGCAGCUGUUAGGGGAGAAUAAUGUGAUAAAGAGUCUUGUAGUUCUGGGGAACAAGUUCGCUGAUGAAUCUGAAGUGGCUGAGAUGAUCUGCACAGCGCUCGGUUGUAUGUGUACACUGAACAGUUCGAACAGGGACCGUGUCAUUAAGUUUGACGGAGUGGAUUUGAUGGUGACCUUCAUGAACAAGCAUCCCACAAAUGAGGCCAUCCAACAGGAAGCUUGUCUGGCCAUCAACAAUCUUUGUAUCAAUAAUGCUGAUAACGAACGGCACAUAGUAGAGAAGGGAGGACUUGACGCUGUGUUAUCUGCCAUGCAACAUCUGAGCUCAUUUUCCGAUGUACAAGAAGCAGCAUGUUUCGCGCUGGGAGCUUUGUGUGUUAAUAAUGGAAAUAACAGAGCAAUAGUAGCCAAGAUGGGGGGACUGAACUGUAUAGUUUCUGUUAUGGAGAGUUGUGCUGGCUCUGCAACAGUGCAAAUAGCAGCAUUCCACGCUCUCCGCAACAUAGUCUGUAGAAACUCACAGAACCGUUCGCUGGUAGUACAAGUUGGUGGAGACACGGCCAUCAUUAACGCCAUGUUCAAAUACCCACAGAACUCACUUCUCCAACAACGAGGCUUGGGGACACUCUGUAAUCUGUGUAUUGGCAGUGGUGAGUCAAAGUUCAACAAGGCAGCAAUCGGUAAAACCGGAACGAAAGCAGUGAUGAAAGCUAUGUCGGACUUUCCCCGAGACCCAACCAUACAAGCGGCCGCGUGCUACGCUGUUGUCAACCUUUGUGGCAAGGAUGGUGUUAAUCAGGAGCGAAUUGGAGCAGCUGGGGGAGUUGGGCUAGUUCUGAAUGCUCUGAAAGAGUACCCCUCAGAUACAGGAGUCCUGAACCCAACUCUACUUGCCCUUAAAGCUCUCACUCAAAAACACGUUGCGAACAGCGAGAAGUUGUUGAACCUGGGAGGGGGUAGUGUACUCCUGAACACCAUGAAGAACGUUCCGAAUCUUGUGAACGUGCAGGAAGUUGGAGCCGAGAUUAUUGGGGAUCUCUGUCAGAUGGGAGGACUACCAUGUUCAUUGAACAUUCCUGAGAAUGAAAGCAAGGCGGGUGUGACCCAGCAGCUGGUUGACGCGGGUGCUAUUGAUGUCCUGUUGACGGUGAUGGACCUGGCUCCCCAGUCCGCUGGGCUCCAGGAGGCUGCUACAUACGCUCUCUGCAACAUCUGCGCUACCCCAGAACCCUCCUACCGAGAGAUGGUGUACAGGAGUGAGGGUAUCAACAUAGCUCUGCAAGCUAUGGACAGAUUCGAGAACAAUGCUCCCAUGCAGCGAGCAGGGUGCUGCUUGCUAUACAAUAUCUGCAUUGGAAACGUUGAGAUAGAACGGACAAUAGUGAACAGUGGCGGUAUAACAGCGAUACUAAAAGCACUGGACACGUUCGCAACUGACAGUACAAUCCAAGAAGCCGGCUGCAUAGCCCUCCACAAUCUUUGUGCUAAAUCAGCGGACAACAGGAAGUUGGCAGCUAAAGAGGACGCGAUACAACGAGUGAUACGCGCAAUGAAGGAAUGUAGCGGAAGUGCAAGUGUUCAGGAGGCUGCUUGUAAAGCUAUUAUCAACCUCACUGCCAAAAAUAUGCCCAAUAAAGUGCUGUUGGGAGAGCAGGACGGCAUCAACGUGCUUCUGAAGACAAUACAAAGAUAUUCCAAUAACGCUGUAGUUAUGGAGGCGGCUGUCACCGCUCUCAGAAACGUCUGCAAUAAAUGCAUUAACAACAUCAACAUAAUCAAAGUACAGACCCGUCUCGGAGUUCUGCUGGCAGCCCUGGAGAACUCUCUCCAGCAUUGUGCUCAGAACGCUGCCAUUCAGAAGGCGGGUUGUGAUAUCAUCAGUUAUGCUUGUGUUGAUAAAGAAACAGCUGACAUUUUAGACUCCUCAUAUACAACUUACCUCCAAAAUUUGCAACGGAAACACGGUAGUGCAGAGGGUGAUACAAAGGUAAUCGACGCAGCAAAACGAGCCCAAAACAAAAUCAAAUCUCUUAGGCACUGACCCUGUAUAACCUGCUGCUAACAGGCUGGAGACAAAGUGAAACGUUUAUCAUGACAAAGUGAAACGUUUAUCAUGACAAAGUGAAACGUUUAUCAUGACAAAGUGAAACGUUUAUCAUGAGAGGGAUAAAAAUUUGUUAAAAUCUGUGAAUAACUACACGAUCAUCAUCAGUCUAGCUGAAUAGCAGACAUUUGUAAUGAAAACUAGGAACUGCUAUAUAUUUUGUAGAUUUUUAUUUAGCGCCACUACAAGA